Ficedula albicollis (Collared flycatcher) is the source of this 2157-nucleotide messenger RNA. RefSeq names its product leucine-rich repeat, Ig-like and transmembrane domains 1 (gene LRIT1). The transcript has 4 exons. Gene Ontology annotation, molecular function: protein binding. Lineage: Eukaryota; Metazoa; Chordata; Aves; Passeriformes; Muscicapidae. The record is from RefSeq and is a predicted model, not a curated record. Gene Ontology annotation, cellular component: endoplasmic reticulum membrane. The coding region runs from base 52 to 1923 and encodes 623 amino acids.
GGCCAGGUGCGCUCUGCCCAGGUGGCCAGGAGCGCCCGCGCCCCGCUGGCCAUGUGGCUGGCGGUGACUCUGCUGUGCUGCUGGGCGCUGCCCCGGGCCGGCGGCUCCUGCCCCUCGCAGUGCAGCUGCGCCUUCCACAGCCUCGCCGAGGGGACCAAGGCCAGGACAGUGCUGUGUAAUGACCCAGAGAUGACCCUCCCUCCCGUGAACAUCCCUGUGGAUACGACCAAGCUUCGGAUAGAAAAGACAGCCAUCCGCAGGGUGCCAGGAGAGGCUUUCCACCUGCUUCACAGCCUGGAGUACCUCUGGAUGCCCUACAACUCCCUGGCCAGCCUCAGCGGGAUCACCUUCAAGGGCCUUCGCCGGCUGCAGGAGCUGAGGCUGGAUGGGAACAACUUAAUAUCAUUUCCCUGGGAAAGCCUGGCUGGCAUGCCCCAGCUGAGGCUCCUGGAUUUACACAACAACGAACUCACGUCAGUCCCCUCAGAGGCUGCUCGCUAUGUCAAGAAUAUCACAUACCUGGAUCUGUCUAGCAAUAAGCUGAUGACUCUUCCUCAGGCUCUCAUUGCCACCUGGGCCAACCUCCAGGCUGUUCCCUACUUCCCCAAUGAUAACUCCAAGAUCAUCCUAGGCUUGCAAGACAAUCCUUGGGUGUGUGACUGCAGUCUGUACGAAAUGGUCCAUUUCCUCAAUUUCCAGUCUCCUAACAUAGCCUUCAUUGAGCCCAGACUGAAAUGCUUCACCCCCCGGAGCCUUGCAGGAGUCUUCUUCAGCCAGGUGGAGCUGAGGAAGUGUCAGAGCCCCGUGGUGCACACAUCUGUGGCCAAGGUGAAGACCAUCCUGGGCAGCACGGUGCUGCUGCGCUGUGGCACCACGGGCGUGCCCAUCCCCGAGCUCAGCUGGAGGAGAGCUGAUGGGGCUCAGCUCAAUGGCACAGUUCACCAAGAGAUUUCCAGUGAUGGGAUGAGCUGGUCUAUCCUGGGCCUGCCUGUAGUCUCUUACCUUGACUCUGGAGAGUACAUCUGCAAAGCAAAGAAUUUCCUGGGGGCAACGGAGGCGUUCAUCUCGCUGAUCAUCACAGACUCAGAAAGCACGGAUGACCCGAGCUCUAGUGCCAAAGGCACAUGGAAUGGCAAGGCGAGCGGGAUGGAGGCAGCUGCCUACAACGACAAACUGGUGGCAAGGUAUGUUAUCACCACCUCCACUGUGCCCACCCUGGGGGCUGGGGCAGGCACUGGAGACAGCCUCCUCCUCCCGGACAUGGCACAAGACAGCAACCCCCAGAACCUGCUGGUGAGCCCCACCACGGGCCAGCAGGAGCCAGAGAGGAUGGUGAGGUCUGUCAGGGUCAUAGGGGACACCGACCAGAGCAUCACCCUGGCCUGGAAGGCGCCCAUGGCAAAGAACACCACAGUGUUCAGCGUCCUUUACGCCGUCUUUGGGGAGAGGGACAUGCGACGGAUCAACGCGGAGCCAGGGAAGACCAAGCUCACUCUUUAUGGGCUGCUGCCAAAGACCAAAUACAUCGUGUGUGUCUGUGUCAAGGGGCUGAUCCCCAGGAAGGAGCAGUGCAUCAUAUUUUCCACAGACGAAGUUGUCAGUGCAGGAGGGACGCAGAAGCUCAUCAACGUGGUUGUCAUCAGCGUGGCCUGUGUCAUUGCUGUUCCUCUGACACUGGUGGUCUGCUGUGGAGCCCUGAAACGGCGCUGCAAGAAGUGCUUUGUGCGAAAACCCAAGGACGUUCAGGAAUCCUACGUCACCUUUGAGAGCCUCUCCCCUGGGGCCAAGGCCAAAGGUGUGGAAGGAGAGUACUUGACUAGGCACACCCCCGACGAGUCCAACAGGCUGCUGUCCGCCCGCUCCAGCGUGGACUCAGAGGCCAUACCAAAGAUAGAGGGACAGCCCAACGAGUACUUCUGCUGACAGUACCUAGGCUGACUGUCAGCUCACCACUGGGAAGCACGUGGCUGUAUCUCUGACUGUGCUCCAGCAUUGCAGGCCACCUGCCCAUGCUUCUGUCUCUGACAUGUUCUGGAAGAGGAUGCAAGAGGAUAGACAGUGCCCAAGCUUUACAGAAACAUGUUGCUCACACCACUUGGAGUUGGCUGCUUUGUACCCAGUCAAAAGCUUAUGUGAUGAUAGCCUCAUUCUCCUGGA